This is a messenger RNA of Poecilia latipinna (sailfin molly), 2695 nucleotides long. It is a transcript of the gene tnfrsfa, whose product is annotated as tumor necrosis factor receptor superfamily, member a. Gene Ontology annotation, cellular component: plasma membrane; cell surface. Gene Ontology annotation, biological process: TRAIL-activated apoptotic signaling pathway; positive regulation of apoptotic process. The coding region runs from base 351 to 1691 and encodes 446 amino acids. The transcript is spliced from 10 exons. The record is from RefSeq and is a predicted model, not a curated record. Lineage: Eukaryota; Metazoa; Chordata; Actinopteri; Cyprinodontiformes; Poeciliidae. Gene Ontology annotation, molecular function: protein binding.
GCAUUAAGAACCUGAACAAUUACCUGCUUAAUUAUUAUCCCAGGGAUGAGACGGCAUUCUGAUUGGCUGUUUCGCGAGUGACGUCAACAGCUGUUCUCGAGGCACAGAAAAAAAAAACCACAUUCGCUCUCAGACCGUGUGUCUCCCUGCUCAGGAAAAAACGCUCGAAAGUUCAGUCUCUAACUCAGUGAACCUAUGAAAGAAACCGGAUGACGGAUAGAUUUUAAGUUGGACUCGCGUGUCCGUGUUUGUUUUUUCACUUUAAGUGUGUGUUUUUUUUAGACGUUUUCAGACUGGUGCUUCGGAACGCGAACUGCUUUGGGAUUGACGCUCAUCUCGAAGUUCCCAAGAUGAACUUCGGUCCGGUGGUCGGAAAACUUUUUGUGGUCGUGGCAGCGCUGAUUGUUUGCCACGCGGCAGAACCCCCGGCCCCUCAGAGGUCCGGAGAGGAGUACAGAAACCUCACUCUGAGAAACCAACUCAGGACGUGUGUGGAGAAUGAGCAGUACCUCCACCAAGGGCUCUGCUGCCUGAACUGCAAGCAGGGAACGUUUGUGCAGAAGCCCUGUGAAGCUGAUCUGGAGGAAGGAACCUGCGUGUCCUGUGAACACGGGCAGACGUACACCGAGCAUCCAAAUGGGAUGAGUCGCUGUCUGCCCUGUACACACUGUCGCCCAGACGAAAGAGUAAUCACUCCCUGCACAAUCACAGCGGACACCAAGUGCCAGUGCAAGCCCGGCACCUUCUGCGUUCCUGACCAGGCCUGUGAGGUCUGCAAACGCUGUGCCAAGUGCAAAGCCGGUGAGGAGGAGGUGAAGAGCUGCACGCCCUUUUCCAAUACGGUGUGCCGAAAACGAGACCCGUCCCCAACCGAGACGGUAACGCCUCGGUCUCCUCCGGUUCCCGACCCGCCGACAAACACCUGGUUUCUUGUAUUAAUGGUCUUGAUCUGCAUCAUGGUCAUCGUCAUUUUCGCCGUUAUUUUUUGGUUCCUGCGGAAACAGCACUCGUGCGACGUAACAUGGUUAAAAAGCUCUUGUGAAUCGAGUGAAAUCGUAAAGAUUCCCAUUGAUGAGAGUGGAGCCACUGCGGAGGAGAAGCAGAACAACCAGAACGCGGGCCUGGAGGGACAGGAGCCCCGCCCGGAGUCGCGGCCCCUGCUGCAGGAGACGCAACCCGUGAUGACCAAGGCCUGCCCGCCUCUGGAGGACGAGGACCGCGGACUGGGCGACAGUUUGCCCAACACCACCAGCUCGUCUCAGACCAGCCUGUCGGCGCUGCCCACCGCCGCCUCCCCUGGCAGCACCCCGCACCACAGCCCCGCCGGCUUCAGGCAGCUGCCUGCAGACACGGAUGACCCUCUUGGACAUCGAUUGCUGCCACUGCUUGGGUCGGAGAAGUCCCUGAGGAAGAGCUUCGACUUGUUCGACGAAUACCUGGACGUGCGGAUCCACAACAAGUUCUUCCGACUGAUCGGCAUCAGCGACAACCACAUUCGGAUCGCCGAGAGCGGCGCCCCUGGCGACAAGGUGUACGAACUGCUGAAGAACUGGAUGCAGAGGCAGGGGCUGAAGGCCGACAUCAACGACCUGCUGAAGGCGCUGCUGAGCAUGGACCAGCGGCGCUCGGCCGAGUGCAUCGCCCACGCCGCCUUGAGGCGAGGCUACUACAAGCACGCCGACACCCCCUGAAGCUAACGACGCGAACGCCAACGCUACUCGCCACCGGAACAAACUACAGCCGCCGUCGGUAGAACGCCGUGCCUCACAGAACAAGGCUUACCUCCUUUUUUUGUGGCUGUCCAGCCAUGCUUUAAAAAGCCAGUAGUUUUUCUUUUAAAAACAAACAAAAAAAAAAAACGACAACAAAAAAACCCAAAAACAACGCAUAAAAAAAGGGGAAAGUCAAGACACACCGAUCAGUUGUUGACUACUCGCCAAAUGCUGAAGCAAACAAAAAAACAAAAACGUUCAAAUAUGCUUUCGAUGAAAGCCCGAAAGGCUUCAACUGUUGCGUUCUGACACAUUUGGAUGUUCUCGGCUGUCGGUGAAGAGGCCAGACACUGAAAGCACAGAAGUCUCCAGCCGUGUCCCACCCAAGUCACGAGACACUACCGGCCGGAGAACAGGGGGCGGGGGGAGACGAGGAUAAUAUACACUGGUUUGUAGGAGCGGCAUGGCAUGUGCUGCUAAUACCGUGCCUGUUCGAUGCACUGAUACCUGGUGGCACAUGUAGAACUGAAAACAGGUCAAGUUUCAAUGUGUUCUGUAGAUUCAAUCCUCACUGCUAAUAUCAGUCCAUGAAUACUUUUCUUCUCUAAUGGUGGAAAACAUUCACAAAUACUAAUAUCCAUCCCUACUAAUGACGUAUUUACCUCUUCAUCAUUGUUUUGUUUUUGUUUUUUUUCCCUACAGCUUCAUCAUGUUCCUCAAAGUGUGUUCUAGUUGUGUCCACGGUCUUUGUGUGUUCAGUGUUCUCACUUUCAAACACUGUAGAAGGAAUUUACAGGACGUUUCUAAUCGGAGCAUGGUCGCCUCGACGUUUCCGUGGCGACCUGGAGAAGUUCAGAGGUCAUUCUAUUUAUUGUCAUAUUUAUUGAGAUGAUUAUUAUCUGUGAUUAUUUAUACCAUUGCCAAAAACAACCCUGGAAAAACACACGGUCGUUGUGACGUCCCUGCAGGGCAAAAAAAAAAAA